Molecule: messenger RNA, 441 nt
Organism: Acytostelium subglobosum LB1
Lineage: Eukaryota; Evosea; Eumycetozoa; Acytosteliales; Acytosteliaceae
Exons: 2
Coding region: 1-441 (146 amino acids)
Biological process (GO): translation
Cellular component (GO): ribosome; cytosolic small ribosomal subunit
Molecular function (GO): structural constituent of ribosome
Source: RefSeq, a predicted model, not a curated record
AUGAACAGCGCAGUUAAACCACAGGGAUUGAGAACGGCUAGAAAGCUCAGAAACCAUCGUCGCGUUCAGAGAUGGCACGACAAGACCUACAAGAAGGCACAUUUUGGAACUGCCUUGAAGGCUAACCCAUUCGGAGGUGCCUCCCACGCCUCUGGUAUCGUUGUUCAGCGUUUGGGUAUUGAGUCCAAGCAGCCAAACUCUGCCAUUCGUAAGUGUGUUAGAGUGCAGCUCAAGAAGAACGGUAAGAAGGUCACUGCCUUUGUUCCCAACGACGGUUGUCUCAACUACAUUCAGGAGAACGACAAGGUCUUGGUCGCUGGUUUCGGUCGUUCUGGCCAUGCCGUCGGAGAUAUUCCAGGUGUCAGAUUCAAGAUUGUCAAGGUCUCAUCUGUUGCUCUGCUUGCCAUCUAUCGUGGAAAGAAGGACAAGCCCAACGUGUAA